Messenger RNA from Cloeon dipterum, 1391 nucleotides. Its product is annotated as protein yellow-like. NCBI's taxonomy places the organism in Eukaryota, Metazoa, Arthropoda, Insecta, Ephemeroptera, Baetidae. The transcript is spliced from 5 exons. The record is from RefSeq and is a predicted model, not a curated record. Bases 42 to 1079 code for a protein of 345 amino acids.
GAGAAUAGGAGCCGCGCGAGAAGCACGCCCGUGUUAGAAGUAUGACUCCGUUUUCCAUCGCCAUUUUCCUCCUCGGCCUUUCAUCCCUGGCCACCGCUGCCAACUUGAAUCAAGUCUUCGAGUGGAAUGAAUUGGACUACGAGUGGCCGUCGGAGGAAAGCAGGGCACAGACCAUGCCCGCUGGGAUUGUCAAACCAACGAAAAUCAAACCUUUUUACAUGGCUGUCUACGGAUCAAGGCUCUUCCUCAGCCUGUUAAGAGACGAUAGCACACCGGUGACUCUGGUGUCUUUGCCGACGAGCAGCGCAAACUCUGAGUCUCCGAAGCUCACUCCUUUCCCCUCCUUGGAGAAGCACGAUUUUGGAAACUGCGAAAAAAUUGAAGAAGCGUCAGGACUGCAAAUUGACUCCACUGGAAGGUUGUGGGUGCUCGAUGAGGGAAGCUACGACUGCGCUUCCAAAUUAUGGACGAUCAACUUGGCCAUCUACGAUCACACCAAACUAAUUCACCGGUUUCCCUUUCAAAAUUUGAUUCACGACUUUGUGCUCGACGAAACGCCCAACGGAACCUUCGCCUACAUCUCGCAGUUGGCUGCCCAACACAUUGUCGUGUUUAGUUUGGAGAGAAAUGAAUCUUGGAAUCUGGACACGCCAGGAAAACAGCUUUUAUCCAUUGCCUUGUCCCCUAAGGAGAAAUCGAGAAAGUUCUACGUCAGCAACUACCACUCCAGUGAACUCUAUUCACAUUCCGUGGCCGCACUUCGGGAAGGAAUUCGAACUGCAAAUCCGGAACUAAUCGGAAACUGGACCGCAGAGCCAUAUAGAAUGCUAAUGGACAACCACGGGACCGUAUAUGCCACCUUUUGGGGGAAGAAUUACUUAUCUUCUUGGAACUCUUCCCAGCCGUUUGCUGAGCAGCGUUUUCAUGAGGUCGCUGGACUGAAAACUGAUUGGCCAUUUACUUUCGCCUUGGACCAAAGUGGAAACUUUUGGUUGAUGAUGUUUGACGACAAAAGAAAGCCAAGAUACAGGCUAUUGAAGGCUGUGGGCGAAGCAACAUCCUUCAAGGCCACACCGUAAUAGAUGGAGCAAGCGGUGGAGAGGAAAAUGUUGCGGAAAACGCCUCCCAAAGUGCGAAGAAUACUGAUCAGCUCGAGCGUAGUCUUCGUUUUCCUCUUGGCCAUAGCCAUUUUGUAGUCUCACUAGCAAGCUUGAAUUUUUUUCAGUUCAAAUAAAGGGAAUUUUGUUAUUUGUAGAUAAAUGGGCAGUCUCUUGACCCUGCAUUACUCUUGAACUAACAGUAAAAAGGUCAUGUCAGUUGGAAGCAUCUCUCCGAUUCUGUUCGAUAAAGAUUCUUUGUAACAGUUAAAAAAUUUUCAUCAUGCUUUUAGG